This is a messenger RNA of Gigantopelta aegis, 753 nucleotides long. RefSeq names its product protein mono-ADP-ribosyltransferase PARP8-like. NCBI's taxonomy places the organism in Eukaryota, Metazoa, Mollusca, Gastropoda, Neomphalida, Peltospiridae. The record is from RefSeq and is a predicted model, not a curated record. The transcript is spliced from 8 exons. The coding region runs from base 94 to 753 and encodes 219 amino acids.
GGGGGCUCGGUGGGAGAGGCUCGGUUUAUCCUAUGUUAAUCCAAUGGGGGAAAGUGUCCCAGAAACGGUAGUUUCCUACUACUCAUAGAUUUUAUGCUACAUGAUACCAUUUUGACCUUCACCUGUCUCCAUGAUCAGGAUGGACGCAAGGAAUAUUCUUUGUGUAUCUCCCCAGAUGAGUAUCCACGAAACAGUGUUCUCACAGACCAUGCCGAAAACGAGACUACAAACCUUGUACAUAAACCAAUCCAUGUGUUGUUGCUUCAAAUUCAACAUGAGCUGAUUGGUAAACAGAAGAAGGAGAGUACAGAGAAUGAUACAGGCAUCGGCUACAAUGGGUUUAAAAGCGAAGAGUCGGACAAUUCUGACUACAAGGAAUGUGUGUCUGGUGAUGAUGAUGAUGAUGGUGAUGAGGAUUAUGACUAUGAUGAUAUAGAGAAUGAUCAAGAGGAAAAAAUAAAUAGCCAGUUGGCUGAGGACAUGGACCACGUUCAUCUUCUCUAUGGAGAUCGUUCCCUGUCAUACACAUUGCUUGAGUCUAUUGGUGAAAUUACUGUGGAGAUGAAUAUACCAAUAUCCUUCCUUUACGCUGAUACUGCUGAAGCGUGGAAUCUUGAUCUAGACAACCCACUGACUGUGAGAUUGGACCUAUCGUCUGUUAUCUACCUCGAUCAGAAAGAUCCUCCAAAUGUAAAAGUUUUUCAACCCUCAAGAAAAGGAAAAUUUGGAUUGGGGAUUCAACUUACAAAGUAA